Molecule: messenger RNA, 1677 nt
Organism: Osmerus eperlanus (European smelt)
Lineage: Eukaryota; Metazoa; Chordata; Actinopteri; Osmeriformes; Osmeridae
Gene: pth3r
Product: parathyroid hormone 3 receptor
Exons: 13
Coding region: 1-1677 (558 amino acids)
Biological process (GO): cell surface receptor signaling pathway; adenylate cyclase-modulating G protein-coupled receptor signaling pathway
Cellular component (GO): plasma membrane
Molecular function (GO): peptide hormone binding; parathyroid hormone receptor activity; G protein-coupled peptide receptor activity
Source: RefSeq, a predicted model, not a curated record
AUGUGUCCUGUGAGGACAUGCGUGUUUGUCCUGCUCGGCUAUGUGCUGAUCUCAGCCAGCGCUCUGAUCGACUCAGAUGAUGUCAUCACCCGUGAUGAGCAGAUCUACCUCCUGAUUGGAGCGCGAGCCAGGUGUGAGAGGAGAAUACGGGCGCAGCUGGACCAGAUGAAAGAAGGGAGCUGUGUGUCAGAGUGGGACGGGAUCAUCUGCUGGCCUGGAGGGCAGGCGGGGCAGCUGGUCUCUGUGUCAUGUCCCCAGUACAUCUACGACUUCAACCACAGAGGUCAGGCCUACAGACAGUGUGCUGUGUCGGGGGACUGGGAACAGGUGCCCUCCAUCAACCGUACCUGGGCCAACUACACUGAGUGUACUGCUUACCUGGCAUCCAACCACAGGAGCCAGGAGGAGGAGGUGUUUGAGCGGCUUCAUCUGAUGUAUACCAUAGGGUACUCCUUCUCCCUGGUGUCUCUGCUGGCAGCUGUUGCCAUCCUCUGCUACUUCAAGCGUCUCCACUGCACCAGGAACUACAUCCACAUCCACCUCUUCACCUCCUUCAUGUGUCGUGCAGUCAGCAUCUUCGUGAAGGACGCUGUGCUCUACGCUGUGACUGACGAGGCUGACAACCAGGACCUGCAGCCCAGGCCCUACCUGGUGGGCUGCAAGGGGGCGGUGACUCUGUUCCUGUAUUUCCUGGCGACCAAUCACUACUGGAUCCUGGUGGAGGGGCUGUACCUGCACAGCCUCAUCUUCAUGGCCUUCCUCUCAGACAAGAACUACCUGUGGGCUCUCACCAUUAUCGGCUGGGGUGUGCCAGCGGUGUUUGUGUCCAUCUGGGUCAGCGCCCGGGCGUCGCUUGCAGACACACAGUGUUGGGACAUCGGUGCAGGAAACCUGAAGUGGAUCUACCAGGUUCCCAUCCUUGCAGCCAUUGUGGUGAACUUCUUCCUUUUUCUGAACAUCAUCCGGGUUCUGGCCUCCAAGCUGUGGGAGACAAACACUGGAACCCUGGACCCUAGACAGCAGUACAGGAAGCUGCUCAAGUCCACCCUGGUGCUGAUGCCUCUGUUCGGGGUUCACUACAUGGUGUUCAUGGCCCUGCCCUACACACACGUCUCCAGCCUGCUCUGGCAGGUGCAGAUGCACUACGAGAUGUUCUUCAACUCCUCUCAGGGGUUCUUUGUGGCAUUCAUCUACUGUUUCUGCAAUGGAGAGGUGCAGGCAGAGGUGAGGAAGGCGUGGCUAAGGCGGAGCCUGGCUCUGGACCUCAAGCCCAAGACCCGCAUGACGAGCAGCUGCUACUACGGGGGCAUGAUGUCACACACCACCACCCACAGCGUCACCCUCACCGUGGCCAAUCCCAGAGGACUUCCUGCCAAUGGGGGCGGGGCCGGAGGGGCUGGGGGCGGGGCCAGACGCCUUGCCUCCCUCCACCCCUUCACCAACCUGCCGGGGUGCAUCCCCCGGGACCCAGAGCCCCCCAGCGGCCCACAGGAAGUUACCCUGAGGAGGCCUGGGGUGGGGGGUGGGGCUAAUGGAGGUGCUAGCGGAGGGGGCGGGGCUAAUGGAGUGGGCAGGGCCAACGCAGGCGUCCUGAUGAAGGGGGAACCCCCAGAGCUGUCAGGCAGUGAGGGCCGCAGGAGCACCCAGUCUCUCAAGGAGGUGGAGACCAUGCUGUGA